Messenger RNA from Neospora caninum, 2829 nucleotides. RefSeq names its product YALI0F09812p, related. Gene Ontology annotation, molecular function: peptidase activity. Gene Ontology annotation, biological process: protein modification by small protein removal. Lineage: Eukaryota; Apicomplexa; Conoidasida; Eucoccidiorida; Sarcocystidae. The transcript is spliced from 6 exons. Bases 1 to 2829 code for a protein of 942 amino acids. The record is from RefSeq and is a predicted model, not a curated record.
AUGCCGUGGUCUGAACAACCCGACACAGGCCAGCGGGGUGGCGGGAAGGGAAGCGCUACGUCAGGCGCCGCCACGUGGAAAACUCGGCGCACAGUUCGUCUGAAAGUUUUCGAUCUCUCCAAGGGCAUGGCGAAACUCUACGGAGGUCUCUUCGUCUCCGACGAAAAGAAAGGCGUGUGGCACACAAACGUCGUGGUGUUCGGUUUGGAAUACUUUUACAUGUCGACAAUCUGCGUAUGUCCCUCCGGCAUGGGGUGGCCUGGCCAAGAACAACUAACAGACUGUAUCGAAAUGGGGACAACGGAGCGAACGCCAAUCGAGUUGGAAGCGUUUCUUCGCACGCAACAGCAAAUUUUCACCCCGGAUAAAUACGACAUGUUCAAACACAACUGCAACCAUUUUUCGAAUCUCGUCCUCCGAUUCCUCAGUAGCCGCCUUCGCGUCCCUUCCUACAUUCUCUCGCUCCCUGAUCGCGUGCUGCAAACAACACUCGGGAAACUGGUUCACCCCAUCCUCAGUGCAGCCAUGGAGGUUAUGAAAGCAGACCUUCGUCAUAAGGCGGACAUGGCGGAGUUGUCGGGGGAAAUAUUUUUUUAUGGGGGUGUGGAGCCUCUGCUUGAUCCGACGGAGAGUCGCACGCGUCGCUUUCUGAAGCAUGUUGCACGGCAAGUCCAGCAAGAGCGUCGGACCCACCGUGCGCGGGAGGCCGCCUCCCCUUUGGCCCCUCUAACGGAUCGUGCCGCGAGUAGUCGAUCUUCCGUCUCCGCUGGAAGCAAGUCUUUUCCCUCUUCGUUUCCUUCGCCUGCUGCAUUCGGUCUCCCCUUAGCAUCUGCCUCUCCCCUUGCCUAUCGCCGGCAGUCUCUCGCCGCUCGGGCCGCUCCCGGGCCCCGCGCGGGUGUCUCCGCUGUCUCCGAGGGGUCCCUCUUUUGUGGGGAGGGACGUUUGGAGACGGGCGUUUCCCGUGCCUCGCGUGGGGCGGGUCCCGAGGGCGGUGCGGGAGCAGAGACCGACCCUGCGAAGAUGGACGAGCGUUUGGGUCCCUUUUGUCGUCUUGGGAGUAGCGACGAAGCGCUCUCAGCGGAGAUUUCAGGUCCAUCAGAGAUCAACGAAAGCGCGGCCCUUUCGCGAGCUGGCUCCAAACCGCGGGUGUGGGAGGAGGGAGAGGCGCGCGACAGCCGGACACCGGACGGGGACUCUCCUGCUCUCCCGUCUUGCGGGAGUCGAACUGAGAGAGGCAGUUCGUGUACUGGUCCUAGGGCCUCGCGAGUGCAGAGCCGGAGCAGCAUCCAUCGCGAGAGCUACACUGUGACUUCAGAGUGCGAAGAAGCAGGCAACGAACCAGACGCUUUCUGGGAUGCAGAAGAAGCCGAAGUCAGCAGUGACGAUGAAUGCACAGUCCUGUCCGCUCGGGCGUUUACCCCAGCGACGACUCCCGGAGAGACACCAGCGGCGGGGAGUUGCCCCGGCCGCGCCUCGCUGGACUGUCUGGGCGGCCCACACGGUGUCUCGCGCAUCGCUGCGGCGCACGGAGACACUGUUGCGGGCCGAGGCGAAGCGGAGACACCUACGGAAUGGGCGGAAGCGGCGAGCGACGGAGGCGACGGCGGCAGGCGACACGGCGUUUCUGGCGAGGGAGAGGCCAGUGACUCAAACAGCGACUCACAGCACAGCAUCCGAAGUUACACGUUCGAAGACUACUGUCCCCUCAUCAGGGCCGCAGGAGACAGUCCCAGGUCGUGGCGGGUGGCUCGAGGCAGAGACGAAGAACACGGGCGAGGGAGAGAAGGAGAAGCGAGAUGGCGCAUGACCGCAGGAGAAGGAGCACGGCGUGUGGUGGGCGGAAGUGGAAAUCGGCGAAGUUCCAGAGACGACAGAGAGAUCGAGUCCGGAUAUGAAGGAGCGCCUGCACGUCAGCCAAGUAGGCCGCAGCGGCGACAACCAGCACAGUGCGAACAGGUACGAAUAGAUUUCCAGGUCACUCGAGACAUUGCGGAUGAGGGUUACCAGAGUCGGACGCCUCAGGAGAGAAGCCGUCCGAGACCCUGUCAGUCCCAACGCGGAGACCAUGUCUCUUCAUCAUCGUACAGACCGGCUCCGUGGCGCCUCCACGCGCGAGCAGCGUCUGGGGAGAUUCUUGUUGUGACGCCGCCUGAAAAAGCGCGACGAGAUGUGUGGAGCCCAGUUCAAAAAAGCAGUGAGGGCCACUCAGGGGACGAAGGGCCGGAAGCUGAGGAUGGAGUGAGCACACGCCGUGAAGACCGUCUGCAGAGCAAAGCGAGCGAACAGGAGUAUUCCGACGCGCACGAAAUGAUCGAGUUCUUUUCAGACGCAAGUCGUGACGAAUGUGCGUCUUCCUUCCUCCUCACCUCUUCCGUAUCCGACUCAGAAGGCAGGGAAGAAGGCGACCUUUUCCAGUCUUGGGAAGAGAACGAGCACAGUGCGCCCGGUGACCCAUUUGAGGGUGACAGAGAGUGGAGGGCCUUUUCCGUCAAGCGAGAACCCACCGAUGAAAGCCCGCCGUUUGGGGGACUUUGUCGUCGGGUUGUGUCCUCCGGGAAACGACAAGAACGCGAAGGCGACAGCGAUGAGCCGCUACUCACUUUUGUGGGUAGUGGAGAAUCAGGUCGAGGCCAUGGUGGCCGAAACAGGCCAGGACACGCAUGGCCUCCGCAUGCACAUGUGAAGCCGAGCAGGGAAAUCGCAAUAGCGCAGGCACGUCGAGAUGUUCUCGGGCGACGAAAAGAGGAAGCGAAUCUCGAAGCUGACUUCGAGGUAGGCGAAGGGGACGAGCAAGAACCAGAAAGAACGAAACAUCGUCAACUCAUGUAG